UUUAAUCGCUUUCACAGAAAUAAAGGAAAUAAUUUCAAUUUAACUCCAUUAAAGUUGGAACUUAAUGCGCUUUAUGGCAUUCUGAUCGCAAAUUGAAAACAAACAAAACUUUAAGGGGAGAAACAACAGCAGACAAAUAUUGAGCAAAUAAACGUUCUCCAAACAACAAUGACUGAUACAGAAGAAGAAUCAGCGAGUUCUGACAGUUGGCCAGUGAACGAAGAUUGGCUGAUUGAGAUGCUGAAGCAACAUCACGAUACGAAAAAUGAUAUAAAAAUUGCUGAUUUCUCUGCGAAGCAAGGUUGUAACGAUGGCGUGAGUAACUUAAGUGACAUUCUCGCCGUGUCGGUCACUUACAACAUCAGCAAUUCGUCAAUUGAACCAGCCUCAUUGGAAACUGCUAGCAACAGUGAAAAACUAGAAUUCAUUAUCAAACUCCUUCCACAUGACCCAUUCAGUCGUUACUUUGUAACCGAAGGCAAAUUUGAUUUGCGCGAAAUCAAAUUUUACACUCGAGUUUUGCCAGAUUUAUUGGAAUUUCAAAGUAAACACAUUCAAGCAGGCUGCGAGAAAUUGUCAAUUUGUGUACCAAAAUGUUUUUACACUCAUUAUUCGCCCGGAAAAUUGCCACCAAAUGGAAGCCCCGAACCACCUGAAUCAAUUCUCGUUCUUGAAGAUAUGAGAUCGUCAGGCUACAAGGGCGUGAAUUUCAUAAAUGGUUUGAAUUUGGAGCAAGCUGAAUACGCUAUCAAGGCCAUUGCUUCGGUUCAUGCGCUAUCGUUAGGCAUGAAGUUCAAGGAAAAGAUUGAUUUAAAUGAAAAAUAUCCCUUUUUAUUUCAAAUCAAUAAAGCAACAGAAAGUUAUCAACAAUUGCUUGAACAAGGCUUGCCACAACUUGCAAAAUUUCUUGUCAUGAAAGGAUGUUAUGAACGUGAAUUGCAAGUUCUUGAACAACUUCAACCAAAGACAAGAAAUCUUAUCGAGAGACUUUUACAUCCAACGGAGCCGAUGGGUUUGAUCACCCACACUGACUUCUGGUGCAAUAAUUUGCUGUUUAAAACUGAACUUGAUGACAGUUACAACGACAAUUGUUCAAUUCUUGAUUGGCAAAUGAUCACAUACAGCAGUCCAACUAAUGACAUUGCACUUCUUAUCACUUCAUCAUUACCGUCUCACAUCAGACGUCAACAUACGACAAAGUUACUUGACUUUUAUUACAAUUUACUCAAGACAAAUUGUCACAAGUUAUCGUUAGAUAUCGAAGUUGAUUUACUCUACAGCCGUAACAAAUUAGAAUGUGACUUUAGAAAAUCUCAACUUCUUUCAUUUCUUCUUUGCAUUGGAUCAAUUGAUGUAGCACUUGGUCAUCCAGAAACUGAACAACGACUUCUCGAUGUUCUUCAAGAUUAUUACGAGGACAGAAUUUUCUCAUUUGAUGAUGCAGAUUUAUUUGACUAAACUUUAUCUUUAAAAGAUUGUUGCACGAAUGGAUGAAUAAAAGGUAGAAAUGAAUCCUUUUUUGGAAGCUUUUGAUAAUAAAUUAUUUAGUAAGGUGGAAGGAAAUUGACAAAUGAAUCGAUUCUUACUUUAGAUUAAUUUA
Clunio marinus is the source of this 1600-nucleotide messenger RNA. The record is from the annotation of a GenBank genome assembly. Lineage: Eukaryota; Metazoa; Arthropoda; Insecta; Diptera; Chironomidae.